AUGGUAAAAGUAGCAGUUGUAGGAGGAGGUAUUUCAGGAAUGUCAGCAGCAUACUUGUUGACACAAGGUGGACAUGAAGUGACAGUGUUUGAAAAGGGUGAUUAUUUGGGAGGUCAUACAAAUACAGUCGAUGCAACAUUUGGAGAUGUAACAGUAAAGGCAGAUACUGGGUUCCUCGUAUUCAACGAUGAAAAGUAUCCCAAUCUAGUCAGACUCUUUAAAGAGAUGGGUAUCAAAUCAGCAGACUCUGAUGUAUCAUUUUCAUUGUCACUCAACGCAAGACCAUUCCCAUACCCACAAUUAUCACCCGAUACUGAUGCCAAUGGUCCACAAACCAAGACAUCGUCAUCGUCGUCGUCGUCGUCAAACAAACUAGUUCGUCGUCCCGAGAUUGAAUGGUGUAGUGACACUGUUUCGACAGUCUUUUCACAAUGGAAGAAUUAUUUUAGUCCAUCGUUUUGGAUGAUGAUUAUCGAUAUGGGUAGAUUCCACAAGGAAGCACCUAUGAUUCUCCACACGCCACACUUGUACGCCGAUAUGACCAUCGAACAGUUUACACGCAAGCAUCGUUACUCUCAAGCCUUUAAAAACUACUAUCUCGUGCCAGUCAUGUCUGCUUUGUGGUCUACCUCGUUUGCCGAGAUUGAUCAAUUCCCCAUCCUCACACUCGUCCGUUUCUUUAACAAUCAUAGUAUGUUUCAAAUGUUUGGACGUCCACAAUGGAAGACUGUACUCGGUGGCAGUUACCUCUACAUGGCCAAGCUCCGCGAGUAUUUAGAGGCCAACAACAGUCGAGUUCUCCUCUCUUCUCCAGCCACCCAAAUCAUCCGUCAUCCAGAGACCGACUCUGUAGACAUUGUAUAUACAACCGCUGAGGGUACAACUCCAGCCACUGAAACAUUUGACUAUGUUGUCAUGGCUUGUCAUCCACCCGAUCUCCUUCCACUCGUCCAAGACCUCACCGAAAAUGAAAGGGAUGUUAUGUCGAAAUUUGUAUACACUCCACAUACCGUCUACCUUCACUCGGACGAACGUCUCAUGCCCAAGCGUAAAAAUACCUGGUCUAGCUGGAACUAUAUCUACGACGACCAUUCCAGUACAGACAAGCAAGUUUGUGUCACCUAUUGGAUCAAUCGUAUCCAACCGUGGUUGGAUCGUGAAAAGACCCCACUCUACGUCACCCUCAAUCCAGUCUUCCCACCAGCCAGUAAUCUAGUUCACAAGGUCAUUCAAUAUGAUCACCCACUCUACAAUGGCACUUCGGAAGCUGCUCGUGAAAGAUUGUCCACCAUUCAAGGUACACGUAGAACCUACUAUUGUGGUGCAUACUAUGGCUAUGGUUUCCACGAAGAUGGUAUCAUCUCGGGUCUCCUCGCCGCUCAAGCUAUCGACCCAUCACUCAAAAAUAUCUGGACUGUCGACACUAGUCGUUAUGCCGACAACCCACCACCAAUCAACAAAUCAAUUUCCUUUGCUCUUAAAACUUUUAGAGUCCUUUUACCUAUUGUCUCCAUUGUUGGAAUGGCUUAUCUUGCUUAUAAUCAAAAAUCAAUCAAUUCUAUUAUAACUCCAAUCUUUAAAAAAAUUGGAAUCUUAAAUAAAAAUUUAAAUUAA
Cavenderia fasciculata is the source of this 1614-nucleotide messenger RNA. RefSeq lists its product as uncharacterized. The transcript has a single exon. NCBI's taxonomy places the organism in Eukaryota, Evosea, Eumycetozoa, Acytosteliales, Cavenderiaceae. The record is from RefSeq and is a predicted model, not a curated record. The coding region runs from base 1 to 1614 and encodes 537 amino acids. Gene Ontology annotation, molecular function: oxidoreductase activity.